AGCGUAUCGACGCAAAGAUGAUGUGCCAGAAGCUUCCUCGAGAGCUCCGCGAUUUGGCAUACAUGCAUUUCUGGGCCCAAGAAGACACCAUGUGCGAAUGGCUCCGCGUGUGGUACCCCUCACUACUACUCGGCCGCACUACACAUACUCCCUACGAUGAGUUAUGUACGGGUAUUCGCUCGCUCGAUGUUCCAGUUGCUGCCGAAUUAGUCCAGUGGUACUACGAAAACCGUGGCGCAGACCUUGGAAUCGGCCAAUCAAUUGAGAGGCCCUUGUGGUUCCCUGGAGGUAUACGUACCGGUAGCAAGUGGCUCCUCGAAGCGCUCGACUUACAAGACCUCCCCAAAUUCAUGACCACGGACGUCUUCGGCGCGGGUGUCACUCCUGCCGACUGCAAGUUGCGUGCCCUUACAGCCCGUAUCGACCUGAGCGACUACAUACAUGUGGCACAGUCGAUCCAGAUCGACAGACUGCUUGAGCCUAUGCGCACGCAGCACAAGUCGGAGGGGUUCACGCUUUGUGUUAACGUGGUGGGAUGGUGGACUGAUGACUUCCCCUUCGACCUCAUCUCUGGUCUUGGAAGCAAGCUUGGAGAAGUUUUUGAGAAGCUUGCGGAAGGGAACGUGACAGCAUCAGCACGGAUCAUGCUGGUCCAAUAUGUACCCGAAGGCGAAGGCUCCAAAGUGAACAUUAUCGAGGGUGUUGGAAACAUGCUGGGAGCUUCCGAGGAUGUCUGGGAAGAGUUCUUGAAGGAAAAACUGGGAAGAACCUCGCGCAGGCAUUAA
Messenger RNA from Paraphaeosphaeria sporulosa, 785 nucleotides. RefSeq lists its product as uncharacterized. NCBI's taxonomy places the organism in Eukaryota, Fungi, Ascomycota, Dothideomycetes, Pleosporales, Didymosphaeriaceae. The coding region runs from base 18 to 785 and encodes 255 amino acids. The record is from RefSeq and is a predicted model, not a curated record. The transcript has a single exon.